CCGGGCGGCCGGCGCCCGGGCUGCGCUUUCUGAAUGGCAUCAGUCAUCGGAGAGGCGCAUCUGUUUGCAGAGAAGCUUUGGGGGGGGGGAAGCAGCGGCUCAAGAUGGCUGCCCUGCACCUGGCAGUGAAUUUUACCGCCUCGACAAUUCAGUAUCCACUCUGCGGUUUCCAGAGGAACCAUGAAGCUGUCCUUGGCUCUGCGCCUGGCGUGCGCGUCUGCGUUCCUGCUGUGUUGCCGGGCCACGCCCUUCCCCUUCAACAUGUCCGCCGAGGGCAGCGGGGACGGGGAGCCUGAGAUCCUGGUCCCCACGUCCUACACCACCCGCGGCCCCUCGCCCGCCCCCCUGUCCCCCACCCCCCGGGUCACCACCGCCGUGCGCAUCAAGAACUUCAUCCUCAACGAGGUGGUGGACUUCCUCAGGGAGAACCUGCUCCUCAUCCUUGUGGUGUCCGCCCUGCUCAUCGUCAUCAUCUUCAUCGUCUGCUGCGCCUCCGUCAUGAGCCACAAGCGCAAGCUCAAGGCCUACUACCCCUCGUCCUUCCCUGCCAAGAAGUACGUGGACCAGAAGGACAAGAAGGGGGGCGCCAGGACCUUCGACGAAGUCCCGGAGAAGGCCCGCGACAGCCAGAAGACGGAGCCGUUGGACUCCAACAGGCAGUUCCAGACUGACAUCAGCGCUCAGAACAGGAACCUGCGGACGCCCUCCAAGGCGCUCGUGGGCGAGAAAGGUAAGGACCCCAAGCAGAAGGUUUCCGAGACGCAGAAGGUCGAGCAGGACAGGCCCAAGGUAGAGGAGCCUGUUGCCAAGCCGAAGGAAGAGGAGGAAGAGAGCAAGGAACCCAAACCAAACCCCAGUCCCAGCCAGCCCCUGGUUUGCCUGUGUCACCUGAGGAACACCAGCCCCCCCAAGCAGGACACAGACAAGGACAAGUGAAGCGCCUGGCCAAACAGGAAGUGAGGUCGGCACUGACAGGGAUUCAGGAAGUUGUUGUUCCUGCUGUUGUAAACCAUACGGGAAACAGGCGGCUGCCUUUUAAACAGAGCUGGCACGCUUCCUUAAAGCUCGCAGUGGAAGAGUUUUGUCAAACUUUGUACCUUAUCAUAAUAAUAUAAUUACCGAGAAAGUUUUAAAAACAUGAACCAAAAAAGGUACUACUAAAAAAAACUACAGUGUUAUUCCUUUUUAUUUUAAUCUUGUUUCAUAUCUUCUUCCCUCUUGUGUACAUUUUUCUUUGAUAGCAAACAAUAUUUCCACAGAAAACAUAGUAUGAUGUGUGCAAGUUCUUUUGGUAAAAAGAUUGUCUGCUUUCUUAGCAUGGUUGAGACACCAUGACACAGGUGACAAGUAAAAAUAAUUUAGAGGUUGAAGCUGUGUAAAAAAAGUAGGAUUUAUGUUACUGUAAAUGUUUGCUGUAGAGUUUUGGCGAUGACAAUCCAAAUUGAUAUCACCAAAGAGUAUCUUUUCACUCUCUGCUGAAGUUCAAUCUUUGCUGAAGUUAACAGCUGUAGAAUGAUACUGUAGAAGGAUUCUGGGUUUCAUUGUAUUUCUGUAUGUAGCAAAAUGUCUUCAAAACAUGAACUCAGGUGGGGCAGAUGGCUGGAGGUCUUGCAGACCAGACACUUCACAAGGAGAUCAAUGCCCAACACUUUGAUUAUGUUUAUUCUUUUUUUAACAUAAUUUGUUAUUUCUUUAACAGCAUUAUAUCUUAUUUUGAGCAAUUUAAUUGUCUUGUGUAUUUAAUUCAGUGUGUUUGAUUAGACAUUGUUUGAUGUGCUAUGUUUUGUCGUCAGAACCCGUUCUUUUCCUAACACAGACACAGUACCACACAGCCUUCUACUUUUCAAAUAUUUUCACUUGUGUGACUAAUUUUCACUGUGAUGUUCAUGUUACUUUAUGAUGAAACUAUAGGAUGCAUAUUCAGAAGACAUGCAGGGAAAGCCAUCUUUUUUUAUAUACAGUCUGUGUUUCAUGUUCACAUAUUUAAGUAUCACCAUUAAUACUUCUUUAAUUUUGCCUUUUUUAUGUUUGAAAUUUAAAUAAACUUUUGUUUUCUUA
Molecule: messenger RNA, 2058 nt
Organism: Conger conger (European conger)
Lineage: Eukaryota; Metazoa; Chordata; Actinopteri; Anguilliformes; Congridae
Gene: tmem119a
Product: transmembrane protein 119a
Exons: 2
Coding region: 181-936 (251 amino acids)
Biological process (GO): positive regulation of osteoblast proliferation; positive regulation of bone mineralization; ossification
Cellular component (GO): plasma membrane
Source: RefSeq, a predicted model, not a curated record